Hydatigera taeniaeformis is the source of this 921-nucleotide messenger RNA. The record is from the annotation of a GenBank genome assembly. NCBI's taxonomy places the organism in Eukaryota, Metazoa, Platyhelminthes, Cestoda, Cyclophyllidea, Taeniidae.
AUGUUGCCACGCCCUCUGUCACCCCCUUUGAAGGCUGUGGAUGCUUUGAUUAUAGCUCCAAGGACCAAUUGGAUUGUCCAAGUCGAUUCAAAAUCAAAUCUCCCCUUUUAUCAUAACUUUGUGACUAAAGAGACGACGUGGGACCUUCCAGAUGAGUAUCAGUCCUACCUUGACGCCUACAAGACAUAUCUUCAGCAUAAAAAUGACCAAUCAGUGGUGAAGGAGGAGGAGAAGAAGGAAAGUCCAGUUCUCAUACUACCCGAAGGAAAUGCCCGAAAACGGCGUCGCAUUAAACGCGCCUUCAUGCGUGCAAAUGCAGGAGGGGCGAACCUUUCAGAUGCACCUGUGGAAUUUCUUUCGGAGUACAUCGCAUAUAGCGACUCUUCCUCGGAAGAUGAGUCAUUAGAUUCAAAAAGGUCUUCGCAAACACCAACCAUCAACGAACCUAUGGAAGUGAUAAACGAGACCCCGGAAUCAUCAAAAGUGUUCAUCGGUCCUCAACUGCCUUCAUCAUCGCCAGAGUGUGAGGUCAUGUCUUCAAGCCCUGAUGAAUUGGGUAAAAUGCUCCUGAACAAGUUUGCUAUCGUUUGCACCGAUUCCGACAAGCUCUCGCGUCUUCAAGUUGUGCGUAUCCAAUUCACUACGCGAUUCGAGGAUUGGAAGGCCGGACAUCUUUCGGACGCCCGGUACAAGGAAAAGCUAGAAGAAGUUAGUAAUUUCCUACGUGAAUAUGAACAAGGCAUGCAACUUAAAACGUCGAGACAAUGCUCCAGCACAAUGACUUCACCUCCAAUUUACCGAAGCGAAUCUGCCAUACAUGAUCAAGUAAAGGAGGUACUCAUUACUUUCAUCACCGCACCAAUGCUCAUAUUUCCGUUUUGUUCAGAAAAGCAUGAGAACCACACCACUCGAUGUGGGUGA